CGAUUUUCGAAUCCCAUUCAAUUUUAAUUUUUAACGGUAAUUUUCGGUUGAUAUGCGAUUUUCGUGUUGAUAUUCAUCGAAUUUUAACGUGAAUGUGUACAAAAAAAUGAAUUAAGUAAUUGAUAAAUGAUCUAAAUUAGUGUAGCUGUGUUGUUAGUUUCUUUCCAGACAUGGAUGACUCAUUUGCUGAGCGUAUGCGAACUCGAGCUCUACAGCGGCUUCAGAAGAAUGCACAUAUUCUACGAAACAUCGAUGGAGACAAAGAAAAUGUUAAACAGAAGAUUGACGCGAAACCGGUAAUUGCUGAACAUUUAACUGUAAAGAAAAGUCUUUCUCAUGAUAGAAUGGAGUGCGAAGAUUCAGAAAUAACCAAAACUAAUAAUCGCAACUUUGUGCUUUCAGAACGUAACUUUGCCGACGAAGAAAAGAAAGAUGACGUGUAUAUAAAACAAUGCAAGAACAGGCUCGCAAAUCUUGCUGGAAAAUUCAAGCAAUUUGACGAAGAAGAUAGUCACGUCCCUCUCCCAUCUUCAACAGUGAAACAACUUCCGGUCAAGAGGAAAAGUCCGGAAAAAGCUUGUUCGGGUGGUAUUGCUUCAAAAUCAGGUAAAUUUGAAUCUGCGUCUUGGAGACACAAAGAAAAUUCUCCUGGUUAUACCAAAACCCAAACCAACGCAUUUAAGCCUCGGAACGCUGUGCCUGCUAAAAAAGAAAAACUCGAAGAACGCGUGGUCGUCAAAACUCUUAGCACGCCGGAGAAAAAAACAAAUACAGCUAGUUGUAUAACAAAGGCUCUCGAGAAACCGGAAAUCCGUCAAAAUAUUCUGUCACCUCGAAAAGUUAAAAUUGAAGAAGUUGUUAGCGCUUCGAAUACUCCUGAGAAAAAAGUAUUGGAUCGAUCAGUUGUUCAAACACUUGAAUCUCAAGGCUACACAAGGACAGAGUCAGAUGCGCACCUGAUUUUUGAUUUCAAGAAAGCUAGAAGCGUUUUUAACCGAGAAAAUGAAAAUAAUUCGAAUAAGAUGGGAAAUGCUCCAGAUCCCUGUUUGCUUUCUGUUGCUGAACGAAAAAAAUUAUUCGAAAGGCGAUUACGUGGUGAGGAGAUUCCUACCACUUUUGGUUAUUCAAGUCCUGCGGUGAAAGAACCUGAAAAUCGAACUCCCAUAAAAAUUGACAUCCCAACUACACCUUCUGCCGUUGAAAAUUAUGAUUUGACCAGUGAAAGUGAAGCUUCUAAUGAUUCUUUCAAAUCCGAUUUAUCUUCCCAACCUGAAAAAAUUGACGAACCCAAAGAAGACGUGGUUUUGAAUAUCAGCGAAGAAACUUGUUCCAGUUUUCCUGAUGCUUCUAAUGAUCAGGAAGUAAAUUUAUCGGUGUACCCGGUACUCGACACCGUUAAGCAGGUAAAGUUUGUAAGUACUCCAAAACCAGGACGUUUAUAUCCCAGUAUAUCGGAUCUCGAUUGCGAUGCCGAUGAAAGUGCUGAUGAAGAUGAAUCUCCUAAAAAUUAUUCUAGGAAAGAAACUAGUUUUUCAAUUACCGAUCACGACAACAGCUUUGGACGAGAUGUACUCUGUGCUACAAAUAGCAUUUUUUCCUCUUUUCAAAAUAGUAAAAAGGACAUUAGCAUGAAUGAAUCAUAUAACAAAGCUACUAGAAGUGCAAUAAAUGAAGUAAAAGAAUUAAUAUCCGCAGAUAAUGAUACAUCGUUAUCUCUAAGCCCUGUCGCUCGCUCUUCUUUUAAUAGCAUCGAAUGUCCCAAUGAAACUGCAAGUUUUACCUAUAUGAAAACGUAUUCUGAUACAUCAUUCGGUCUCUCACCUAUUUCACCAACGACCAGUAAAAAUAACACCUUGAAGAGUGAUUACGGCGAUCCAGUUGUCGACGAUAUUGAUGAUAUGGAAAGAAAUGAAACUGACGUUGGAAAAAAAAUAAAAUCAUUAGAGGAGCAACUUAUAAAAGAAAAAAUAAUGCUGGCACAAGAGAUUCGAGCUUUAAAAUUAUGUUUAUCGAGUUCAUUUGUUAAUUCUCCAACGCAUUUAGAUGCAGAAAAAUUGGUUUUGUUAUCUCAAUUGAAAAUAGUUACCUAUCAAAAUGAAAUCGACAGGAUCAAAGUGGAAAAUUCGGUAAUGCCUUCUGCGUCAAGUCCAGCUAAGGGUAAUAUAACCAUAUCCAACAUUAAAUUACCCAUUCGGAUGGCUGUUGUUCAUUCCGAUUUGAAAGACGAUUUGUGCAAUAAUUUGUUAUGCGUCGUAAAAUGUGGAGACAUCGUUUUAGCUUCGGAAGUUGUACCUGUUGUACAAGAAAAUAUUAAAAAGGAUCCUGAAUAUUACGUCGAGUUUCGUGAGCCUAUCACAUUAGCUAAUGUCAGUUCAGAUUUUAGAAUUACCGUCGAAGUGUAUAACUCGCUAGUUGAGAAAAAAGAUCCGGUGAAUUUCAAACAAAGCAGCGCCAAAAAGGAUAAAAAAGCACAUAAUAAAAAAACCAAGGAUACGAAACUUUUCCCUAGACUUGGCGAAAGCAAGAAAAGUUCUCAAUCGUCAUUUUCCAUGGUUGGUUAUAUGAUUUUUUCAUUAAAUGAAGUCACACGUCAACAAUGGAUCCUCAACAAACAAGAUCUACUACACAGUCCACUGGUUGGAAUGAUAAUGAUGAAUAUUAAAUGCAACUUGGCGUUGACGAGUGUUCAAAAGCAUGGAUUUUUAACUAUGUAUGAAGUAGUAUCAGGUUAUGGAGCUUGGAGUCGAUAUUGGUUCUAUCUUUCCGGUGAAAAAUUAUCAUUUUGGAAAUACCCUGAAGAAGAGGGUGUGAAAGAUCCAAUUGGGACAUUUGAUUUGAGGAAAUGUGUCACCAAAACUGUAGAAACAGUAGGAAUUGAAGUUACGAUGCGACCUCAUACUCUAAUGUUACAAUUCAAUCCAUCGUCGUAUCUUUUGGAUUUCAAAGGACUCACCGAAGAAGGGUUGCUGUUGUCAGCUGAUACUUUGGAAGAAAGAACUGCAUGGCGUGCUAGUCUCAAUGAAGUUUUGAAUUCGGUUCGAUUGUGGUCCAAUUAAAUUUGUUCUCAAGAUUCCAGCGCAUCAUCGUUAUUACUUCAUAUAUUGUUGCAUUCCGUGUAUUUUUAUUCAUGUAAUUCGCGAACCAUUUAAUUUUUUUUUUUUAAAUAAAUUCUGAAUUUAUUGUUUAAAAGAAUAGCUAUCGAUUAAUCUCAUUAUUCAUGAUCUUAAACUUAAUCUGCAUACCAAUGAUUGUUUUAACAUGACGUUUCGAACAAAUCGAAUAUACUUAAUUUUUAAAAUAAGCUUUUAUUAACAUGA
Messenger RNA from Planococcus citri (citrus mealybug), 3317 nucleotides. RefSeq names its product scraps (gene scra). Gene Ontology annotation, biological process: actomyosin contractile ring assembly; septin ring organization; mitotic cytokinesis. The transcript is spliced from 19 exons. Gene Ontology annotation, cellular component: actomyosin contractile ring. Lineage: Eukaryota; Metazoa; Arthropoda; Insecta; Hemiptera; Pseudococcidae. The record is from RefSeq and is a predicted model, not a curated record. Bases 171 to 3056 code for a protein of 961 amino acids.